AGGAGGAGGAGGAGGAGACUGAGUUUGCGCGGCUGCUGCUGCUGCUGCUCCCUUUACGAACUUUCAGGAUUUUUGGACGCAAACGCUGUCGAAUACGACAGAUCGAGGAAGCUAACCAGGAGGAGAGGGACACACUGAGCGUGAGAUCAGAAUGUCAUCGUCGUCUUCGCUGCCCCUCGGCCAGGACGGCGCGGUGCGCUACAAGAAGCGCAAGGCCAACUUCUCGUUCAGUGAAGUUCACAUCCUGCUGGAUGAAGUGCGCAAAAACCGACACAUCGUCGUGGGUAAAUUCAAUUCAGGAAUUCCCAGUGAUGUGAAGAGGAGGAAGUGGACAGAGAUCACGCAGCGCAUUAACGAGAUCGGCGAGUGUGACCGCGAGGUCAGUGAGGUCAUUAAGAAGUGGUCCGACCUCAAAUGCGACACCAAGCGGAAAAUUGCAGCACUGCACACGGGCGUGGCUCUGCCUCAUUCGUCAGACCUCACGCAGACUGAAAACAUCGUGAGCUCCAUUCUGGAGCUGGACAAGAAACCGUGGGAGGCGACGCGCUCGCCACGGGGACGAAGCAGGAGCGAGGAACAGGACAUGGCCGUAGGAGACGAUGACGACGACAUUGCGUUCCUGGGUCCGGGAUCGGUUCAGGAUUCUCCCAGGUCAGGAAUCGAGACCAGGCCGAUGCCGCCGCCUCUUCCGGGAGCCGCUGUCGGGGGGUUCGAGAUGAAAUUAGACCCCUUGAAUAACACGGACGCAGACUCUCACGCGAUGGACUCGGAUGACGACCACCACGACGUUAUCCCCUCAUCCGUGAAUAACUCGUACGCAGAGGACGAGGGAAAUGUCAGCAGCGUCCCACACGUCUCCUCGUCCUCCACCGGUCACGCGAAGGCGAAGGCGGAGCCAGAGAGCGCACGUGAGCAGUUAGCACAAAGCGCUAGCCUGAGUGUGCAGGAGCAGCACGUGACGAACGCGUUGCUGUGCACGGUGUCGCGCUCGCUCGAGCUCCUGGCCGAGUCGGUGCAGCAGCUGGCGGAGACGCAGCAGGAGUUUGCGCGCGAGUCGCUCAGGCUGCAGAGAGAGACGGUGCAGGUGCUGCGAGAGUUCGCCUCUGGGGCACUAACACUUCUGCACGAGAGGGUGAACGGCAAACCGCCGCUUAUUUAGACGAGAAAACUUGCACAUUUUGAAUCACUGCCAAAAACAUGAAGCUCAUGCAAAUCACACUAAAUCUUUUAGCAUUAAAUUACACAUCCAUGAAGACGUUUAUCUUCGGUCCCCAGCAGAACGACGGGGUCGGCCUUCAAAACACAGCACAGCGUCCUUCCGUACGAGACCGAUGUUAUUCUCAGGAGCACGAGCACUACUCGGACAAGUCGCUUUCUGAAACGGAGAGUUAAAUAUCAUGACGUCAUCACUUAUCAGCAGGGAAGAAACACUGCAGUGUCUGUAGUUAUUGUUACACACAAACUGCUCCCACAUCACUUAUUAAUGUAAAGCUGCGUUAUUCUCCUGACUGAUCCCCAUCACAAUAUUCCACAUGCUGUUGCCUGAAACUUUCAUGAGUCCAGGUUUGUGUAUGACAGUGUUUGAACAUUCAGAACCAGAGUGCUGUAAAAAAACAUUUUGUAUGCUUGGUUUUUGUUUUUUUUGUUUUUUUUUUUAUGUCUGUGGAUAAAAACCGAUACCUGCUGUCAGGUGUCACUUUUACGACGUCGCUCCUAUUCAAAGUAAUGGCUGGAAGCUCGACUGAGGUAACUUUCAAUUCAUGACAAAUUCAUUUGUAUGGCGCUUUUAACAUUUUCUCAAAGCAGCUUCACAGAAACAUAAUACAAAAAAAAUUUGAUCGUAUUAAACAAAAAUCCAAGAUUAAUAUUAGAUAUAUUUUAGUGUGUUUGUAUUUAACCCUAAUGAACAAGUCUGAAGUGAGGCACGGUGACUUAGUGGUUAGCACGUUCGCCUCACACUUCCAGGGUUGGGGGUUCGAUUCCCGCCUCGGCCUUGUGUGUGUGGAGUUUGCAUGUUCUCCCCGUGCCUCGGGGGUUUCCUCCGGGUACUCCGGUUUCCUCCCCCGGUCCAAAGACAUGCAUGGUAGGUUGAUUGGCAUCUCUGGAAAAUUGUCCGUAGUGUGUGAGUGUGUGAGUGAAUGAGAGUGUGUGUGUGCCCUGUGAUGGGUUGGUACUCCGUCCAGGGUGUAUCCUGCCUUGAUGCCCGAUAACGCCUGAGAUAGGCACAGGCUCCCCGUGACCCGAGGUAGUUCGGAUAAGCGGUAGAAGAUGAAUGAGCGAAUGAAUGAAUGAACAAGUCUGAGGCGACUCAGGUGAAGAAAAACUCGAUGGUAAAGGAAGAAACCUUGAGAGGAACCAAGAGUCAAAAGUGAACCUCAUCCUCAUAUGGGUGACACUGGAGGGUGUGAUUAUAAAUAUACAGUCUGAUCAUUGUGUAUCGAUGAGGAGGUUGUCAUCCAGAAAGACCACACGGAGUCGGAAUCGGCUCUUAGAAUGUCUGAAUACUUCAUGAAGCAGAAUCCAACUGGAGCUGGAACAUCUCUGUAGAUACCUCAGGAUCCUCACUCGGUUGUCCUUAUCUCAUCUCAGUGAAGGUCUAAAAUCUCUCCUAAAAUGCCUCGUGAUGGGUAGAAAAAGAGAAGCAAUGCAACAGAUGAUGAAGUGAUCAGGCUUAGAUUUCACACCGAAGAAAAACAGAUUAAAAUGAUUCGAAUCUCACGUCGUUAUUUCACCACAUAAUCCCCACACAUUACUCCUCAGUCUGAGCUGCCAUGUUUUUUUUUAUUCUGUCUCUCACCUGGUGAAACGUCCACCAUGAAAAUACGAUGUUUCGCAGGAUUUAUUGCCUCCUAUCUUCUACCUGAAGAGAUGUUUAUAUCAUGGGAAUUUUUUUGGUGUUUUUUUUUUUUAAUUAUUAUUUUUUUCUGUAAAAAUGCCUCCAAUGAAAAGGUGUUUAAAAGGUUUGAGGUUCUUGUCAGAAAAAAAAGAAAAGAAACGGUAUUAUUCUUCUGGAUGCCAUGAAUCAUGUAAAUGUGUCUAAAGGAAGUGAAAUAAAGUCUCUGCUGCUCUUUUUUUUUUGAACAACAA
Tachysurus vachellii is the source of this 3087-nucleotide messenger RNA. RefSeq lists its product as uncharacterized. The record is from RefSeq and is a predicted model, not a curated record. The transcript has 4 exons. Bases 152 to 1159 code for a protein of 335 amino acids. NCBI's taxonomy places the organism in Eukaryota, Metazoa, Chordata, Actinopteri, Siluriformes, Bagridae. Gene Ontology annotation, cellular component: nucleus.